Panthera uncia (snow leopard) is the source of this 390-nucleotide messenger RNA. RefSeq names its product histone H2A type 2-C. Gene Ontology annotation, cellular component: nucleosome. The transcript has a single exon. NCBI's taxonomy places the organism in Eukaryota, Metazoa, Chordata, Mammalia, Carnivora, Felidae. The record is from RefSeq and is a predicted model, not a curated record. Gene Ontology annotation, molecular function: protein heterodimerization activity; structural constituent of chromatin; DNA binding. Bases 1 to 390 code for a protein of 129 amino acids.
AUGUCGGGUCGCGGAAAGCAGGGAGGCAAGGCCCGCGCUAAGGCUAAGUCGCGCUCGUCCCGCGCCGGCCUGCAGUUCCCGGUGGGACGAGUGCACCGCCUGCUGCGCAAGGGCAACUACGCCGAGCGGGUAGGGGCCGGCGCGCCGGUCUACAUGGCGGCGGUGCUGGAGUAUCUGACGGCGGAAAUUCUGGAGCUGGCGGGGAACGCGGCCCGCGACAACAAGAAGACGCGCAUCAUCCCCCGCCACCUGCAGCUGGCCAUCCGCAACGACGAGGAGCUGAACAAGCUGUUGGGCAAAGUCACCAUCGCCCAGGGCGGCGUGCUGCCUAACAUCCAGGCCGUUCUCUUACCAAAGAAAACCGAAAGCCACAAAGCCAAAAGCAAAUAA